AUGAGUAUUAGCGUUAGCAUUAGCGCUUUUUCCCGUGGAGAGAAGGAUCAGCGGCUGUUUCGGUGCAGCUGCAGCCGGUGGCACAGCACUUUGCACUGGGUGCGCGGCUCUUCGCGGCACGAAAUUCACUUUCAGUGUUCUGUCCUGCUUGGAGAAACCAUUGGCGUGUUGUUUACUUUGCUGUCUCCGUGUACAGGUUUACUGUGGAGAAAUGGCUAUGAGGCAGACUCCCCUCACAUGCUCCGGCCACACCAGGCCUGUUGUGGAUCUGGCCUUCAGUGGAAUCACUCCUUACGGCUAUUUUCUCAUCAGUGCUUGUAAAGAUGGUAAACCAAUGUUGCGCCAGGGAGACACAGGGGACUGGAUCGGGACGUUCUUGGGUCACAAAGGUGCAGUUUGGGGUGCCACCUUAAAUAAAGAAGCCACGAAGGCAGCGACUGCAGCUGCUGAUUUCUCUGCAAAGGUGUGGGACGCAGUCACGGGAGAUGAGGUCCUCACCCUGGCGCACAAGCACAUCGUCAAAUCUGUAAACUUCACGCAGGACAGUAACUGCCUUUUGACAGGAGGGAAUGAUAAAGUUCUGCGUAUUUAUGACCUCAGCAAGCCUGAAGCAGAGCCCCGUGAGAUCUCGGGCCACACUGCAGCCAUUAAGAAAGCUCUGUGGUGUAACAGCGACCAGCAGAUCCUCUCCGCUGCAGAGGAUAAAACCAUACGUCUCUGGGACAGAAACACAGGUGAGGUGGUAAAGACGCUGUCGUUCGAGGCGUCUGUCAGCAGCAUGGAGUACGUCCCCGACAGCGAGAUCCUCGUCAUCACCUACGGAAGGACCAUUGCCUUCUACAAAGCUCAAACCCUGGACCUGAUCAAGACCGUGGACGCUCCGGCCUCCAUUCACUCCGCCUCGCUGCAUCCGGACAAGGACUUUUUUGUGGCAGGAGGAGACGACUUCAAACUCUACAAAUACGACUACACCACCAAGGAAGAAAUGGAGUCGUAUAAGGGUCACUUCGGGCCUGUGCACUGUGUGCGCUUCAGUCCUGACGGAGAGCUGUAUGCCAGCGGCUCUGAGGACGGGACGCUGCGCCUGUGGCAGACUGCCGUAGGGAAAACGUACGGGCUGUGGAAGUGUGUGCUGCCUGAGGAGCUGUCUUCGGAGAACUCGGACACUCUGUACUGCCCUCCGGCUGAGAUCAAGGCCUGAGGUGUGAACCAGGAAGAGCAAACAGAGAAGAGAAGAAAAGGAAGGAGAAGAGAGGAGGACAGGACAGGCCCAGAUCAGAUCCCCUGCAGAGUGCUGUGCCACCUCAAUCUCCAUCACCCAGAAAAAAAAAAUAAGAGAAACAACAGUCCACGGAGCGGAGUUUACCACGGGGAGUGCGGGGGAAUCCAGCAGCGCGUUACACUCCUCCACCCAGACCGCGCACCAGGAGGUAGUAGUAGAGAUGGGAGUGCUCAUGGUCCGACUCCCAGCUGCCUGCUCUCUCUCUGGUGCUGUUCGGUACCAUCUGGUACUAUCCGGCUCCUCCACCGCGCUGCCAUCAGUUACUUUACUUUCAUCAUGGUAUCUCUGUUUGUCUUUUUUUUUUUUUCCCCUCAAUGUGUAAAAUUGUGCUUUUAAAAAAAACAAAGAAAAAAAGGAUCAAGAGUUUGUAUUCAGUUUAUUGAUCUCUGUGAAGGUGAUCCUGAUUAUGACGUGUUGUGUUAAAUCUAAUCCACAGUGGUGUUUUGGUGUAUUAUAAUCACCCGUCAGUAUCGGAGUGUUGAGUUUUUUGAAACGUAACGAGUAAAACUGACUUUAAAAAUAAGUGACUUAAGUUCUUAACUUUUUUCUCUCCCUCCCCCCUCCCCCGCAACCUGCCAACUGUAAUGUGUGGUCAAUAAAACAUGAAUGAGAUACCAUUUAGAA
Molecule: messenger RNA, 1906 nt
Organism: Neoarius graeffei (lesser salmon catfish)
Lineage: Eukaryota; Metazoa; Chordata; Actinopteri; Siluriformes; Ariidae
Gene: strap
Product: serine/threonine kinase receptor associated protein
Exons: 10
Coding region: 212-1201 (329 amino acids)
Biological process (GO): spliceosomal snRNP assembly
Cellular component (GO): SMN complex
Molecular function (GO): RNA binding; protein binding
Source: RefSeq, a predicted model, not a curated record